UAAAAUUGAGACAAUGGUUCCCGCGGGAUUGUAUUUACUUCUGUCUGCCUGCUGCGUGUCCUUGGCAUCCGCCGGAUUCGGAUUGGGCUUCGGUGGUGGCAGCCUUGGACUUGGAGGUGGAAACGGUGGUGGCUCUGCUCAAGCAAGCCUGCCUGGAUUGAGUCUGGGUGGGGAGUACAACAGAGGAGCUUCUGGAUCGGUUCUGAACCAGGCUGCCAACGGCCUUCUGGGCGCUGCUUCGACUGGAGCCAAUGUAAUCCACUCCGCCGGAUCUGCAGCUGCCAACCACGGAGCUCAGGCUGCCAAUGGAGUGCUGGGAGCAACUGGAGCUGGAGUAGAUACCGUCCACUCUGCCGGAUCUACAGCUGCUGCUCACGGAGCUCAGGCAGUGAACGGAAUAUUGGGAGCCGCAGAAACGGGAGCCAAUGUAAUCCACUCCGCCGGAUCUGCAGCUGCCAAUCACGGAGCUCAGGCUGCCCAUGGAGUGCUAGGAGCAACUGGAUCUGGAGUAGACACCGUCCACUCUGCCGGAAAUACAGCCGCAGCUCACGGAGCUCAGGCAGUGAACGGAAUAUUGGGAGCGGCAGGAACUGGAGCUAAUGUUGUGCACUCUGCCGGAUCGGCGGCCGCUGCUCACGCAGCCCAAGAUGCCCACAGAGUGCUGGGAGCUGCUGCGACUGGGGUCAAUGCUGUGCACUCUGCAGGUUCCACGGCGGCGGAUCACGUACACAGUGGAUCCGGUUCUGCUUCCCUUGGAGCUGGACAUUUGAAUAUUCAAUCCACUGGCAACAGUGGCUCCAAGACGAAUGCCGCACACUUGACCAUCGGCUCUUCCGGUGUCCAGUCCGGUUCCAGUGGCGUCCAUCAUAGCACCGGCUCGGCUACUGUUGAUGCAGCGAAUGCAGUGCUGAAUGCAGCGGGUGCAGGAGCAGCAGGAUCGUCAGGUGCCGCUCAUGGAGCCCAUGCUGUCAAUGGAGUUUUGGGAGUUGCAGGAGCCGGAGCCAAUGUGAUCCAUUCCGCCGGAUCAAUUGCUGCCGCUCAUGGAGUUCAGGCUGCAAACCAAGUUGCCAGCGGCGUUGCCAACGGUGCAUCCUCUGGUUCCGGAUCCAGUUCUGGUCACUUGACCAUCGGGUCAUCUGGCAUUUCGGGAUCCAGCUCUGGUACCUCCGGCGCCAAUACUGCUAAAAUCACCGGAUCUUCGUCAACUGCUGCACACCAUACUGGAUCUGUACAGGCUGGUUCUGCCAAGAUCACGGCUGGACAUGGAAAAAUUGAAGCCUCUGGCUCAAAUUCCGGCUCUGCUGGUGCUGCUCACCUCAAUGUUGGAGCCACUGGAGCCACUGGAGCCAGUGCAAUGAAAACUUCCUCCACGUAUCAUGCAUCCACGGGAGGCUCUUCAUCUGGCACAACCACCGGUCAGCUGAGUAUUGGAGCAUCAGGUGCCACAGGUUCUGGUUCUGCUGGUUCUGCUGGCUCCCACGGAGCAGGAAAUUUGAACAUUAAAUCGUCUGAAACCACUUAUUCCUCAAAAACCGAAUCAUCCCAGUUUAGUGCUGGUCAUACCCACACUAGUUCUGGAUCCACAACUAUUGAAGCCUCUGGAACACACGCGGGAUCUGCCCACAUCAAGACAGAGCACAAGAAAGUUGAAUCGUCGGGAUCGAGCUCCUUGCACUCCGGAUCAGGCUCUGCUUCCAUCGGUGCUGGUCAUCUGAAUAUCCAAUCUGCUGGCACUACAGGAUCAUCCCAAGGUGCUUCAAACAGCGCAUCUAUUGGUGUUGGACAUCUUAGCAUUGGAGCAACUGAUUCCACCUCUAAGGGAUCCUCUGCCACUGGUUCAUCUGGUCACUUGAGCAUCGGAUCAGCCGGAAUCUCUGGAUCUUCUGCUUCUGGAGCUGGAUCAUCCAAGAUCAAUGCCGGACAUUUGAGUAUCGGAUCCUCUGGCAAUGCCGGAUCAGCUUCAAUCGGAUCGAAUGGCCUGUCAGUUGGAGCAAACGGACACAAAUCUAACACAGCUGGAUCGAUCGGACUAGCCGGUGCCCAUGAGGCUGCGUCUCUGGCCCAUGGAGUCGCCAGCGGUAUACUGGCACCUGCUACGGGUUCGGGAAGCCUCUCUCUCGGUGGCAGCACUGCAUCUUUGGGAUCGAGCGGAUCUUCCAGCCAAGGAGGAUAUCGCCAGGGAAGUAUCAGUUUGGGCGGAAACGGACUAAGCCUUGGAGGCAAUCUCGGUGGAAAUACAGGAAGUGCCGGAAUUGGAUUGGGUGGCGCUCACCUAGGAGGAUCCAUUAACCGUGGCGGCGGUCUUUUCCUUGGCUAAUUUUAAGUUAGCUUUAAUAUUUUGAAGUAUUCUAUUCUUAAAUUGCACACUCAUAAAAAUGCCGAAAAUUCCCGAAAGUUCGGCGAAAAAGGAGUACAUAUCCAUUGCUAUCUCUAUGUGCUCUUCCUGUUUUUGAGAAUAAAGUGAAGCACGAAGCAAGAGAAUCUUCUCUCUCUCUUUAA
Drosophila erecta is the source of this 2499-nucleotide messenger RNA. RefSeq lists its product as uncharacterized. The coding region runs from base 14 to 2317 and encodes 767 amino acids. NCBI's taxonomy places the organism in Eukaryota, Metazoa, Arthropoda, Insecta, Diptera, Drosophilidae. The record is from RefSeq and is a predicted model, not a curated record. The transcript has a single exon.